Molecule: messenger RNA, 605 nt
Organism: Aspergillus calidoustus
Lineage: Eukaryota; Fungi; Ascomycota; Eurotiomycetes; Eurotiales; Aspergillaceae
Source: the annotation of a GenBank genome assembly
CGUCGACCGUUGAGAAUAAUUCUCCGAUUAUCACAAGCGAAAUAAUCGUCUCUACAUCCACAUUCAAGUCAGAAACAAACAAGCAACCAGCGAUUUAUAUUGAAAAUAUGCCUCUCAUGUGGACUAAGCACUGGGGUGGGAAGCGUGCUGGCGGCGGCAUCGUCGCUGACAGACAUGGUGUGCGUCGCGCCCCGUUCCGGAUCUCGUUUGGGCGGUUCAGCUGUUUCCGCUAGAUGACAGCGACAGCGACAGCGACAACGAUGAGUUUUGACGAUGUUAUGACCUGUACUAGUAUUUUCGAGUCUUUCUACACAUACAAUCCCUUCAUCAGCGAUCGAGCGGGCGAUGAUCGAGACGAGACUGUCCUUCCUAUUUAUUUUACAACCGGUGGAUUAUUAUACAAAGGCUUUUACACAAUUUCAGUAGUCUUUGCCCAAGAUAUAGUGUAGUACACAAAUGUCGCCCCCAGCCUAAAAUCAAAUCCACCAAAUUAAGCUUCUAAUCUAGAACCACGAGGAAUGGAUAAGUGCUGAACCCUUUUCUCCAAGACAAAUAUCCUCAUUCAGCAAUACGAGCAAAAAGACCAUGGAGCCAAAGAAUACGGA